AUGCAGUCAUGCCUUGAGGAGCGCAUCCAGGCAGCCAUUCGCAAGCUCGGUCCCGGCCCUAUCGCACAGGCCCUGGCUCACAAGCAUCCGUGGGCGCAGCUAAAGGCAGUUGCUGGGCGUCCAGGCAACAACUUUCGUUGGGUCACGGCCGAUGAGCUUUCACAGCACAUCGAGGCUAAGGCCUCCCCUCAGUUUGGAACAUCAGUUCCCAAAGGCAAGGACAAGAAAAAACCGCAAAAGGCACCCCGUGCCCCUGCUGUGCUCCAAGUCGACCCUGCCAAGCUCUUGUUGUCUCCUGGGUCCUUUGUCAAUACGGAUGGCACCCCUUUGCCACAGAUUUCGUUUGAAGAGGUUGGAGCACUUGCCGCCGGAGUUGCCUUCUGUAGUAGUGGUCAGGCUACGCCGUUCCUUGAGUCUGGCAAAUCUUUGAGCGUAGACUCCUUAGGCCUUGUCUGCGUCAGCUCCCUUUCACCGGAGCAAUGUGGGGCUGCUCGGGUCAGCGCAGUCCAUUUUCCUGCCAUUUACGGGCCCACGGGAGAAGCUGUUCUCCUACGAGGGUCCCUCAUUCAGUUAGGGGACGAGUCCGUCCAGCUGCAGCAGGGCCAGAUCGCUGACACAGACCAGCUUGACACUGCAACGUGCAGAUUUACAGUGUUCAGGGAUGAGGCUGUGCUUGAUUGGGCAGCUUUCGCACAGUCCCCCAUCCGCACUUUGGUUGUUGGGAACCCAGGCCUCUCUCUUUGCAAAGACGCGUCUUGCAGUCAGUCUUGCGGCAAGUUCCACCCCUCCGUGGAGGAGGCUGAUUGCUUCUACGCCGAGCCUAGAGCGCCUGGGGGCUCUGCCCCGCAUGCUGGAUUCGCAGUGGUAUGGCUUCCUGAGGCGGAUUAUCCCAAGGCUCUUCACGUGUUGCGUACCUGCCCCCAAGCAGUCGCUCUCACACGCCUUGGCAAGCGAUACGGCGUCAGAUGCCGUGAGGCAGAUGAGCAAUUGGUACAUCAGACAUUGCGGCCUGGCAGUGAUUUCCAGAAGAUCAAGAUCACUGCUCACUGGCACCUCCACCCUCUACCGUUCGGCUGCCAACGCAAGCACUUGCAGGGCCUCCUUAAAUCCUGGGCGUGGAGCGCCCGUCCAUUGCAGCCAGCUCGAGGCAAUGGAGAAGGGGCCGCCUGGAUUGUCGGCGCCGCCGAGGACCCGCCUGCCUGGUCCAGCCAUUGCAUGUGGGGGUACCUUUGUGCUGGUACGCAAAGUUCGAGACACUGUUGCUCCCGCGCCCCAGACAGGCAUUACUGCUUCAGGCCGUACAGCCUCAUCUUGUACGACGAUGGUGAGGAAGGGCCCAGCGCGUGUCUGGCUCGGCCGCCUCCCGGUCUUCCUCCGCCUGCCGCUCCUGCCAGUUCUGGCACGCAAACCAAGAUCACACAGCUCAGGGAGGAGCUUUCCCAGGGAAUGAAAGAACUCCAGGCGCAGAACACCAAGUUCGAGGGUUGGUUCCAGACCUUUGGUCAGAAGGUCACCGAAUCGCACAACACCGAAUCGCACAACAAGGUUGAGACUCUCCAGCAGUCUUUUCAGGCACAGGCGAACGACGUUGCCCAGCUUCGUGUUGAGGUGAGCAGGCAGGCCGAACAGUUGCCUGCUACUGUUCAGUCUGCAGUCAGCUCACUGUCUGCUGAACUUGGUGCUCAGAUGCAACAACAGUUUCAGCAACAGCAUAGCCAGCUCGAAGCGCUGCUCUCCAAGAAGCAGCGAUCAGAGCGGGCGCAGCCGCUCCUCUCCGAGCCCACAGUGACUGGGCCGGCUCAUGGGAUCUAUGAGACAGCUCGGGUCCAAAUAGUUCAGGUUCUAAUCGAGGGCUUCCCCCUCCUCUUUGCCAACGCUUAUGGAUAUAGCCGUGGUCAUCCACAAGCUACUGCUGCCACUGAGGCUCUCCUGAAGCCGAUCACCAAAGAGCUUGUAUUUGGCCGCGUUGGCCCCAGGGUCAUCUGCGGAGACCUGAAUGCAGAUGAGGAUGCAUUGCUGCAAACCCAGAUCUGGCGCCAGCAAGGCUGGAUCGAGAUUCAAGAUCUCGCCUGGCAGCGCUGGGGACACAUUCCGGCACCCACCUGUAAGGCCGCAACCAGACGGGACUUUUUGUACCUGUUUUGUGAGGUCGCGGCCCUUUGCUCAGACAGCGCGGUUCUGGAGAUUUAUCAGGAACACUCUACGGUUGCCGCAAAGGUAGUAAUUGCUUCCAACGCUGGUGCUGUCCGCUGCUGGCCUCGUCCGGCCGAAAUCCCCUGGAACAGCAUUGCAUUGGAUGGCCUCAAUGUGUCAUCUCAUGUCCCUCUUCCUCCUUACCCUGACUCCAGUCGCCGCUUUCAGCAACACGCACAGCUGUUUGAGCAGAGCUUGAAUGGGCAUGUAGCUUCCCCUGGAGGCCAACUCCCCGCCUGUUGUUUUGGACGGGCAAAGUUCACUAGCCCCGUGGUCAAAGAUCUGCAAGUGCAGGCAUCCCGAGCCAGCCGGGCAGGUGAUGAGGUCCUCCAGAGUGAUCUCCUCUCCCUUGAAGUUCGCCGUUGGUUCAAGCAACUUCGUAGAAUACAAAGCCUUCGACAGGCGCUCCAACGCCCCAGCUACACUCUUUCUGCUCUGGAAUAUCGGGGCAACCUGUGGGCGUGCAUCAAGAAUUCCACCGUGGCUUUGUCUCCUGGUGGCUGCACAGGCCACUCUGAGUGGAAGCUGGAUGGCCAGACUGUCCGGAUUGCACACCUGUCCCCUGGUGCCCUUGUCCUGCCAGCCAUUACACCGGCUCAGUGGCUCUCAGCCCUUCGCAAGUUCAAGCCCAGGGCCGCCCGGGGUCCGGAUAGCUAUGCACGGGAUGACCUUCUUGCAAUGCCACUGCCCCAUGUCCAGGAACUUCUGCUGCUUCUCUCAGACAUUGAGGCAGGGGCUGCAUGGCCUAACCAACUCCUGAUUGGUCUGGUCACCGCACUGCACAAACGCAACGGACACGACUCUGUCCAUGGGUACGAGCCCUCGCAAACCUGUCAUGCUGGCCCUGUGAGCCUGCAUGUUUGCCACGCUGUGCAACCAAGCGCGCUCUGCCAGCGCCCGAAGAGCAGGGAGUGGAAGGUGAAGAAG
This is a messenger RNA of Symbiodinium pilosum, 3120 nucleotides long. The record is from the annotation of a GenBank genome assembly. NCBI's taxonomy places the organism in Eukaryota, Dinophyceae, Suessiales, Symbiodiniaceae.